Messenger RNA from Guyanagaster necrorhizus, 1784 nucleotides. RefSeq lists its product as uncharacterized. The transcript has 6 exons. Gene Ontology annotation, cellular component: nucleolus. Bases 19 to 1407 code for a protein of 462 amino acids. Gene Ontology annotation, molecular function: RNA binding; DNA binding. Gene Ontology annotation, biological process: ribosomal small subunit biogenesis; ribosomal large subunit biogenesis. The record is from RefSeq and is a predicted model, not a curated record. NCBI's taxonomy places the organism in Eukaryota, Fungi, Basidiomycota, Agaricomycetes, Agaricales, Physalacriaceae.
UUUGUCUCUGUCACGACCAUGCCCACGCCGACUGAAGAUCUCCAGGCGUCCUUGGAACGGCACAACGCAACAUUUGAAUUGUUGCUGAAGCAUAUUCCUGCAAAGUAUUACCUUGUACAAGAAAAUGACGAACAGGUCGCAUCCAAGUACCAGAAGCAUAGUAAGAAACAAAAGGCGCCCAAACAACUUAUCAAGGAGGCUUCCAAAAAGGCCAGGCGCGAAAAGCUCGAUCCUGACAACAACAAGAGUAUCAUAGACAUACAAAAUGAGCUAGCCAAGCAAUCCUCGAUGUCCAAAGGUAAACGAAAGGCUGUGGAACCUCCGUCAGAAGAAGAUACCGACUCUAGCGAGGACAUGAUGGACGUUGACAUCGAUUUGGGAGGUGACUCGAAUAAGGAAGGUGAAGAAACAAAAAUUCCGCCUGCACAUAUCGUUCCAAUGCCCCAGUCCGGUGGAAUCAUGGCUUUGCGGCAGAAGCUGCACCACAGGAUGGCGGAGGUUAGGAGAGGUGGACGUGGGGGAGAGGCUGGUGACAGGGACGAGCUUCUGGAGGAGCGUAGACGACAGCGCGCCAUGCGGGAACAGCGUCGGAAGGAGACGAAGGAGAGGAUCAAGCGCGAGCAAGAAAUGAAGGGCAAGAAAGGCAAAGACAAGGAGAAAAAGGAUACGCGAACACAGGGAAAUAUCACAAAGACCCAAUUGCUUGUCCCAGACGAGCCCUCAUCCUCUAGAAAACCUUCAUCUCGAGAUCCCCAGGCCAACUUUACUAAUGUCACGUUCUCCACCAUCGCAGGCACCUCUUCAAAGAAAGCCUCGCAUUUAAAAACAUCUGCCGACCCUACCCAGGCUUUGGAGCAGCUUGAAGCUCGCAAAGAACGUCUAGGUGCUUUUCCGGAAGACAAAAGGAAAGCGAUUGAGGAAAAAGAAAAAUUCGAGAAAGCCGAAGCUCGUUUGGAGGGCGUCAAAUUGAAAGACGACGAGGGGCGUCUGAAGAAAGCGGCCAAGCGGAAAGAGAAGGAAAAAGUGAAGAACAAGAAGGCUUGGGAUGAGCGGAAGGAGCAGGUUGCAGCCUCGAUGGCUGCGAAGCAGAAAAAGAGGACUGAUAAUAUUGCAAUGCGGAACGAGCGGAAGAAGGGUAAUGUUAAGGGUAAGACAAGGGCCCGACCUGGCUUCGAAGGCAAGUCAUUUGGGAAAGAUGGAAAGGAUCAGGAACACGAAUGGCUCGUGCCGACCCACGCCAACUUGGACCUCAUCCGGAUUGCGGAGUAUGUGUGGUUGGAUGUCGGAGAGGAAGUACCGACAGGGAGAGUUGGUUGCCGAAGAAAACACUGGGGCAAGGCAUUCUACCAUUUCAAGUUCGAAAAGCAAUACUGGGUAGUCGGGCAAAGACUUGCACAGGAAGUGUAAGAUGAGAUGUAUGACUUGGAGGAAAUGAAGAGGCUGUAUGAUCUAGGUGUCGCUACAAAUUCCAAGACCAUUCCAAUUGCUUGAUACCGAUAUUAUCUUCAAAGUUUUGUGCCUUGUCACUUCUGUGCUAGGUGCCGGUAAGGCUUCAUGCACCGUCUCGGAUAACCGCAAUUUACCAACGCCUAAACCGCAUUGUUCGAAACAGCGACGACGCGAAACCCGAUGGUAAAAUGCCGCACCAUUUUUCAAGUCAACAAACCCAGGUUCGACAAGUUUACUGGACUCGAAGGCUCCACCUAAAUUUUCAGAGUUACUAAUGCUGUCCUCCGUAGAGGAUAAGAUCUAGAUGUCUUACUAGUACAUACGGCGCAGCUUAC